Molecule: messenger RNA, 4681 nt
Organism: Sus scrofa (pig)
Lineage: Eukaryota; Metazoa; Chordata; Mammalia; Artiodactyla; Suidae
Source: RefSeq, a predicted model, not a curated record
GCGGCGGCCUCGCUGCCGCCUCGCUGCCCUUUGAAGGCGUUUGUUAUCCGCAGCAUUUCGCUUCAAGAGACGAAUUUCUGUAUGUGUCAAGUUCCGAUGAGGAAGACAGAAACUGCUCGAGACUAUAAAGCAAUCAGCAAAAUAGGAGAGGGAACGUUUUCUGAAGUUAUGAAGAUGCAGAACCUGAGAGAUGGAAACUACUAUGCAUGUAAACAAAUGAAACAGCACUUUGAAAGUAUCGAGCAAGUGAACAGUCUGCGAGAGAUACAAGCCCUGAGGCGCCUGAAUCCACACCCAAACAUCCUCACGCUGCACGAAGUGCUUUUUGACAGAAAAUCUGGUUCUCUUGCGCUAAUAUGUGAACUUAUGGACAUGAAUAUUUAUGAGCUAAUUCGAGGGCGAAGACAGCCGUUAUCAGAAAAGAAAAUUUCGCGCUAUAUGUACCAGUUGUGUAAAUCCCUUGAUCACAUGCACAGAAAUGGAAUAUUUCACAGAGAUGUAAAACCAGAAAAUAUAUUAAUAAAGCAGGAUGUCCUGAAGUUAGGGGACUUCGGGUCCUGCCGGAGCGUCUGUUCUAAGCAGCCGCACACAGAGUACGUCUCCACCCGCUGGUACCGGGCCCCGGAGUGUCUGCUCACCGACGGCUUCUACUCCUACAAGAUGGACCUGUGGAGCGCGGGCUGCGUGCUCUACGAGAUCGCCAGCCUGCAGCCGCUCUUCCCUGGAGCCAACGAGCUGGACCAGAUCUCAAAAAUCCACGACAUCAUGGGCACGCCUGCUGCAAAGACCCUCAGCAAGUUCCAACAGUCGAGAGCUGUGAGUUUCGACUUUCCUUUUACAAAGGGGUCAGGAAUCCCUGUGCCAACGGCCAGUCUGUCCCCGCAGUGCCUCUCGCUCCUGCGCGCAAUGGUGGCCUAUGACCCCGAUGACAGGGUCACUGCCCACCAGGCCCUGCAGCAUCCCUACUUCCGAGAGCAGAGGGCAGCUGAGAAGCAGGCCAGCCACGGGAGGAGAGUCACGGCCUGCUUUCCAGAGCGCCCCGUGGCCCCCGAGCUCCUCAAGCAAACCUGGCAGAUGUCCACGGCGGGCAGGAAGCAGAAACAGCCCCUGCGGCCAGAGGAGGGCCGCCCCCGGAGACAGGGGCCCGCCUGCCUGGUGGAGCUGCCCAGACUCCAGCUUUCGGGGGGGACCACGCUGUCGUCUUACGCCAGCCCCGCGCUGCAGUCCAUGUUUGCCCCGGGAGCCGACGGGAAGGUCCCGGUGCUGAGACCCCCGAAGUUCAUGGGCGCGAGCCAGAAGGCUUGGUGUCACCGAGGGCUCCGCACGUUUCGCCUCGUGGUACGACGUCACCAAGAGCGUCGUGGCGUGUGUGGCUGGCAGGCUGGAAUUGGAGCCCCUGACGCGCAUGAAAGGAUGAGCUCUCGUUGCUGCUUCUCCCUUUGCCGACUGUCCGUUCCUCCUGUUUGAGCCCGUCAGGGACUGAUUUUGUUGGAAAGGCUUUGGUGCAGCUCCGCUGUGGGAGGAAGCGGGCCUGCCCUCCAGCACUUGGUGCCCCCUGGCCCAGGGCAGGUCACGUGUUGGCGUCGAGGUCCAGCUCUGUCCCGUGGGUAGAGGGCAGGGCACUCAUGCCAGCCCUGGGGCGCCCAGCUCCGUCUGUGGGCGGCCAGCAGGGGGUUGGGCACAAGGCACGGGAAGAACCUGUUUCCCCGUGGGGGCGGACGAGGCCCAGAGGCAGUGGCACCGGGCGCGGCUGGGCUAGGCCACUGGGCAGAGGAGACCCCGUGAAAGCGCCUUUUUGUCUUGGUCUGUCGCCUCGUGGUUAGUGUUCCUUCUUUUUCUCAUCUCCUCAAACUUCCAGCGGUAAAAAACAGAUUUCCCAGGUUAGUCUUUAGUCUUAUUCCAUCUUUAAGACAGAUGGGUGACGCCCUCCAGUGACCCCAGCCCUUCUGGGGGGCUGUGAGGGGGGCCACGUCCCAGGCGGGGCUGGGGAGGUGGGCGUGGCCUCGGGUGCAGCCAGUGGUUCCAGUGGCGGGGGCGGGGGACCCGUGGGUGGGGCCGCCUGGGGCCCCGGAGCCAUCUGAAGGCCAGACUGACGGGAGGGUGGGGAAGCACUUCCUUUUAGAGCCAUCGCAGCCGUGUGAGGACGAGGCAUCGGGGCAGGAAGGGCGCCCAGGAGCCCGCAGCGGGGGCCACUGAGAGCGUCCCCCGCACAGAGGGGGGCGGGGCGUGCGUGGCUGCCGUCCUCGAGGGCAGGCUGCAAGUGCAGGCCACCUAGGGAGGGUUGGGGAGAUGUUCCCCCCUUUAAAUAUAUCAACAGCUUCGAAGAUUCUCCGUGUUCCAUUUUGAGAGAGCAAACUCGUCCCUCCCCACAGCCGGUGCGGGCCAGGUGCUCUCUGGGGCGGCCCUUGGCAGGUCCUCCUGCCCCAGGAGGGGGCUGGCAUAUCAGCUUCUGCAGGUCAAGUCCAAGGUCCCAUUGGCACCUGGGGGCGUCCUGUGUCUACACUGCCUGCUCCUGGCGGGGAGCUGAUGCCGUGCAGCCCGACAACAACGGGCAGGCAGGGGCUGAAGCACAGGAGGCCGCCUGGCCCUGCUGCCUGGAGCCCUGGCGGGGUCUUCGCCCAGCACAAGCCGGAGGAUUGUGAGCCAGGCUCCGGGUUGAGCUGUUGGAUGGCCCCCGCGGCCCUGGAUGCGCCCCCACAGAGCCUCAGGAGGAAGCGGGCCGUGGUCUCCAAGCUCCUCCUCCACCACCCCAGCGGGUUCUCCCAGCCCAGGGCCCAGCUUGUGCCAGAGAGGGGACAUCCAGCACUGACAGCUCCCAUGCUGAGACGAGGCGGGCGGGGGCUUGGGCACAGGGGAUCCAACUGGCGGCUGCGGCGUUGCUCAGCCUGCCCACAGGGGAGGAAAAGCUGAGGGCCCCGGCGGGGAGGGUCGGCCAGCAAGCUGGCUGCAGGGUCCAGGCUGAGCCAGUCCACCCGGGAUGGCCUCCUCCUCUUGGCUUCCCUCAUGCCCACCCCGUGCCCCACGCGGGGAGCCUGCGUGGGGAAGCGUGAGACAGGGAGCUCGGGCACAAAGGGUGCGGGGAGCAGAGCCCGCCUCCUUCCGCGGCUUCUGGAGGUGGGGGCCACCCUGGGCCCAGUGCCACCUGCUGCGUGGGGACAGUUUCAGGCUGGCUGAUUUGGGACGUCGUCUUGGACCAUGCGGCCAGGGGCCAGUUAGGAACCAAGCCCCCCAAAUAGCCAUUCCUCACACGGAGGCGGCGACAGCAGACGGCACAGCAGAGCUGGGCGCGGGGCGACACACGGUGGGCAGGGCGGGACUGGCCACCCCGCGCAGCGACCGUCUCGGGGCCCAUGGACCUCCGCACUGCUGUCCUGGUGCCAGCCAGGUCCUGCUAGUCCACGGGAGGGUCACGUGGGCCAGACUCCUGGACUCGAGUUUCUGGGGCGGCCCUUCUGAUCUCCAGAAACACGCGUGGCUCCCCUGUAAGUCGUCUUGGAAGCACUUAGAGACCAGUGCUGUGACGAAGAGGACAAACACCAAAUGCUGACUAUCUCAAAUGCGAUGCUUUUUCUUCCGCGGCCACACCCGCGGCACAUGGAGCUUCCCAGGCGAGGGGUCGAAUCGGAGCUGUAGCCGCCGGCCGACACCACAGCCACAGCCACGGCAGAUCCUUAACCAACGGUGCAAGACCAGGGAUCGAACCUGCGUCCCCAUGGUUACUAGUCAGAUUCGUUCCUGCUGCGCCACGACAGGAACUCCCAAAAAUGUGCCGAUGUUUCAGUAGCAAGGCUAUUCUGCACGCGUGUGAUACCUAAGUUCCGAUUCUCUCACUUAAAAUGGGGGGGUAUCUUGGUGAGCGGCGGUCUUCACCUCCCCUGCAGGCUCCCACGUGCUCUGACGGAGGCCAGGCUGGUGGCGGGAGCUCCUGCUGGAGCAGCCCUGGGCCAGCGGUGGGGGCUGGGCGUGGGGCAGGGAUGCCCCUGGGCUCUGAGAAGGAAGCCAAGACCAGGCCACGAGAGCUUUUUUGAAACGGUAACAUUAUCCCGUUGCUGGUUCACAUAGAUGAUGAAAAUGGGCGAGUAACCUUUUCUAGCCUAAACUCACUUGGCCAUGCCCGCAAUUUAAUGGGAUCACUCAGAAAUGUGUUUUAGGUGAUACUUUAAGGUUUAGAGUCUCAUUGAUAAAAAGGCCUUCAAAGGGUUCGAUGGUAUAUGACUUUGGGGACGUUAUUUUUUGGCUGCCCCAGUGGCACUGCAUUAGUUCCUGGGCCAGGAACUUAACCGCUAGGCCAACAGGGAACUCCUUUGUAUGACUUUUUUGAACGGAGAGAAGUUCCUCUGUUGGCAGCUACACGUCGCUAGGGUUCUAGUAACUUGUAGCAUCGACCAGUAGGAGGGGCCUGAUCUGAGCUCAGCUCGCUCAGCAGCUGGUUUCAACCAAGUAAACUCCCAUGCAACGUCCUCAGCUUUUCCCCGUGUCGUGGACAUCACUCUGUACGGUGUUCGAUACUCACCAUACAGAGUCAUGUGCACUCCUAGGCUUGCAGUGACAGACAUGGACCGGCGGGCUGCAAGCUUCGAGAACCUGGCGCGCCGGAACUGCGGCUGGUGUACGUGUGCCUCUGCCCACCAGGCCAGAGACGGGGAGUCUGCGAGAAGGGGCAAGAAAACCCGAGAACUCU